This is a messenger RNA of Podarcis lilfordi (Lilford's wall lizard), 13535 nucleotides long. The record is from the annotation of a GenBank genome assembly. NCBI's taxonomy places the organism in Eukaryota, Metazoa, Chordata, Lepidosauria, Squamata, Lacertidae.
AUGAGACGGAAGCGGAAGGCCCCCGAGCGCCAGAACGGGGAGCCCAGCACUGCCGGGGCUGAGCUGGAGCUGCGCUGGGAGUGGGAGACCCCUGGUGACAGGUGGCAGCAGUUCUUGCCUGAGCAGAGCGAGAUCCUGAGCCAGGCAGCCCGGUGAGUUAGUGCAGGAAGCUGCUUAAUAUUGGGAGUCGGAUCACUGGGUCACUAGACAUUGACUGGCAGCAUCUCUCCAGGGGUUGAGGGUCUUUCCCCAACCCUAUCUGGAGAUGCUGGGGAUUGUGGCACUCCAGAUCAACCUUUCUCAACCUUGGAUCUCCAGAUGCUGCUGGACUACAACUCCCAUCAUCCCUGACCAGUAGCUAGGGAUGAUGGGAGUUGCAGUCCUACAACAUUUGGGAGGGGGCAGUGGUUGAGAAAGGCUGCUCUGGAUGCUAGAUGACAACUCCCAUCAUUCCUCACCUGGGAAGUUCCCUUAUACCAAGCCAGACCAUUGGUCCAUCUAAGUCAGUGUUGUUUUCAUUCACUGGCAGAAAGGGUCCCCCUCCCCCCAAAAAAUCUCUAUUUGGAGAUGCCAGGAAUUGAACCUGGGACUCUCAGCAUGUGAAGCAGCUGCUCUCCGAGCCAGGCCCCUUCACCACAUUGGUGCUCCCAUUGUUGACCCCCACACAUGGAGAAGGCAGGCCGAAUUGAGUCAGGGCGAUGACAUUGGAGGCGUCUGCAUUUCCUACAGAGCCGGGAAGCUCUCUGCGGACAUCGGGGAGUCCUGUGUGGACUUGCGCAAGAUGCUGCAACGGAAUAAACAGACGGGGCUGGAAUCGCGUGUGGCUGCAGCUGUGCGGGAUCAGGAUUCUUGUGAGCAAACUUUUAAUUUUCUUGCAUUUUCUUAGUGGAUCCCGCCAGCGGACCAAGAGUCUUUCCUUUCCCAUGGGCCAACUUUGACAGAUGAGCAAGCCCACACAUCUGCCAGUCGCCUGAUGUCCUUAUUGUCAGGAGCUGGUCCUACUCUCGAGUAGGACCUUGGCAGAGACACAUGCCUGACUGGCAUGUUCCCUCCAUCCUGGUCAAUCGUUCGGGAGCUUCAAAAGCUUUCUUCUGCCCAAACAUCACAGCGACCGAUGCCAACAGAUAUCUGCACACUUAGGGAUCUGCAGAGUCUUUGCAUCUUGCGUAACAGACCUCAGCAACUCAGCAUUUUGGCUAAUCUACUUUAUUUACAUAUAAACACACACAGUGCACUGCAACAUGGCUCCCUCUCUCUCUAGCAUCAGACAGCAAAGAGAAAAAACAAAGGACAAUAGUUCCACUUCAUGGAACACAGUAACACAAACAUCCUGUCAUUGUCACUUCCCACUUUGUGGAGUCAAAACAUACACCCUCAUGUGAUAGACAACAAUCCCAUGACUGCAAUCAUGGAGCAGGAAUUCUAACACUUAUGACAUCAGACAAAAUUUCAGAAGGGCCACAGUACGUGCCUUCAAAAGGAUUUGCUUUGAAGCCCAUUUGCAGUUUAAAUGCUGAAAGCUUCCAGGGGUCUGGUCUGAAGUCAUGCAGUGAUGCAACUGCUAUGAGGAAGCUGAGCAGGUCGGUCUGUCUGGUCAGUGCAUGGAUGAGAGAUAGCCUGGGAACCUCCAUGGAACCCAUCAUGAGUUCCUGGAAUAAAAUGCAAAGUGCUUUUCAUGGUGCUUUCCCUGGCUGCAGCAUCACCUACAGUGUCGCACUCCAAAUGCAAGACAGAUUUGCUGCUCAGUGCGGACAGGGGUGUGUCAGCAGGUUAAAUGCAGCCCAUGUUGGGUAGCAAAGCCUUGUUGGGCAGUGAGGGGACAUCACUGCAGGUUUUGGCCCUUAGCGCAGGGAUGGGGAACAUGUGGCCCUCCAGACCGUGUUGGACUACAAUGUCCAUCAUUCCUGACCUUGUUGCCUGGGGCUGAUGGGAGUUGGAGUCCAGCACCAUCAAAACCACCCCUAUUGUGCCCUUUGCCUUGAAGGCAAGUGUUCCUCUGGGCACAUGUUCAUUUACCCAUUUCUCCUCACUGAAGGAUUGCUAGAAAAUGCCUCCUAGUGCCUUAGGACUUGCUUCGCCAGGUUUUGACUGAGAAAUCUUCUCUCCUCCUGCUCUCUCCCUGCCACUGUGCUGGUCCAGAUUUUGUUUGGUGCUGGCAAGGAGACGAAGAAGGCAAGUGGCUUCCUUACCCUGUGGACACCUGCCUGGCUCUGCAGGCAGCCAGGAAUGGCCAUGGAGAACCCACAGUGGAAGUGAUGGUUGGGCGGACACGCUACAAGCUGGACACAGCCUGCAUGGUGCAGACCAACAGCCGGACUGGGUUUGAACGUCUGAUGGAAUGCAGGGAGUCAGGUACAAGGAUGUAGGGUUUUACGUUGGUGAUAAUACUUUGCAUUCUUCCAGUCCUCAUUGAGGCUUCAGAUUGGCGUUGCAAGAAAGGCCAGCAAGAAAGGUUGGGAAGCUCAGGCCUGUGGACCUAGCAUGCCUGUAGGACUCUCCCUGUGCUGCAGCCCUGCAUUGCACCCACCUUGAAUGUUUUUGCCAGGCCAAAAUAUUCCCUUCCCUUCCAAUAAUGCCUUUUCAUUGCACGGGUGCAAAAUGGAGAGGGGGCGGGGCUGAAAUGGCGAAAUUAACAGUGAAAUCAAGAGGACAUGUUGACGAAGUGUUUAAGGAAGAAUGGAAACAACUGAUGGAUUAUCCAUCAAAUUAUCACCCAUAUAUGAAGUCUCUGGUAGGAUUUGAAAAAUAAGCAGUGGAUUACUGAAAGAAUUAAUGGUAGCAGGGUUUAGACAACAACAAUAUAUGUGUUAUAAAACAGCUAAUAAAAAGAAGUAUUAAAAAAAAAAACAGGAAAGGAGGGGUGGGAAGUCAAGAGGAAACUGUUUAAAAAUGUAUAUGAUGAUAAAUGUUUUGAAAUAUUUUUGGAAACUUCAUAAAAAUGAUACGAAAAAAUGAGAGGGGUGUGUGGGAGAUAUAUAAAGGUAAAGGGACCCCUGACCAUUAGGUCCAGUUGUGGCCGGCUCUGGGGUUGCGGCGCUCAUCUCGCUUUACUGGCCGAGGGAGCCGGCGUACAGCUUCUGGGUCAUGUUGCCAGCAUGACUAAUCCGCUUAUGGCGAACCAGAGCAGCGCAUGGAAACGCCGUUUACCUUCCCGCCGGAGCGGUACCUAUUUAUCUACUUGCACUUUGACGUGCUUUUGAACUGCUAGGUUGGCAGGAGCAGGGACCGAGCAACGGGAGCUCACCCCGCCAUGGGGAUUCGAACUGCCGACCUUCUGAUCGGCAAGUCCUAGGCUCUGUGGUUUAACCCACAGCACCACCCGCAUCCCUGGGAGAUAUCUAGAUGGGGAUAUAUUUAUGCCAAGGUAGAACCAGUUCAUAGCCUCCCAAAAUCUCUCUUACACUUUUCAGAACCUGCAACCAGCAGGCCUGCUCCACCCUGGGCUUUUCUCUCUCUUUCAGACGCUGCAGAGACUGAGGACGGAGGAUCCCAGCCAAGCAAUAGCAUCUCAGGGACCGAAAGCCCCGUUCCUGCUAAGAAGGCCCGGGGCGGAGGGGAUACUGCAACAUCUCAAGGAGACACAGAUAACAAGGGUAACGGCCAAAUGGACAGGUCUUAGUGGAUCGGCCUGUCAGCCAAAUCCCCCAACAACUUGAGCCUAGCAGCUCAGACCUUGGGGAUAUAAGCAGGUGGUGAUUUAUAGCAUGAACUGAAGCACCUCUCCCAGGAGGCUGCUGGCUGUGUUUAUUGCCAGAACGUACUGCCUGCUUUUAAGCAGCUCGGGAUUAACACUCUCAGGAACUAGAACCGUGUAUAUUUUUAAAGAAAUGCCGAGGUUCUUUUUUUUUUUUUAAAGAAUAUUUAUUCCAGUUACAAAGUUACAAAAAAAGAAGAAAAAACAAACCAUACACAUGUUACAAAAAACAGACAAUAAAAAAGAAAAAAAGGGGGAAAAAAACCUCAACAAAGAAUAAACAUGCAUCACAAUAAAGAAUAACAAAAAUCAAAUUAGACCUUUACAACCUUUUUCCCUUUUACUUAUUUCCAUGACUUCCUCUCACCUCCCUGCUUUGUAUUCUAGUUUAGAUCGUAUCUCCAGCAAAUCCUUCUAACCUUCUUUUCUUUUACUUAUUUUAACAUUCUAAAAUAUUUAAUCCUUCUCUAUCCUCAUUUUACACUUCAUUUUUACUUAUUCCAUUAUGCCAUGUCUGCCAAUACGGCCUAAUAUAAAAUUUUCCAACCUUUUUCUAACAUUCUUUUAUAUUACAGUAUUUCUGAAGAUAUAUUUUAAAUUUUUUCCAGUCUUCUUCCAUCAACCCUGAAAUGCCGAGGUUCUUAAGAGGCUAGCUAGUAGCGUCAUAGAUGCCAAGUUUGUGAGGGAUCGGGGUGAAUUUAAUCAGCACAUCUGUGCUCCAACCCACCUCCUCCUUUCCCCCUGCAGAGGCCGUGAGGACGCUGCUAGUGAAGGGAAAAGCACCCGUGGAUCCAGAAUGCUCUGCCAAGCUGGGCAAUGUAAGGCACCUACUGGCAUGAAUGGAAAACCGUUGGCCUCUAGUUUGCUGAGACUACCAUUCCUGACCAUCGGCCUGUCAGUCUGUGGCAGAAGGGAUUUGGAGGCGAGCCACCACCUUGGCUAAGCCUCAUAAUAGCAGCCCCUCCUGACUGAAAACAUAUAAAACGCACGUUCAAAAACAGAAGGGAGGUGGUUUUUAAUUUACAGCGGUAGCUUGGUUCUCAAACUUAAUCCAUUCCGGCAGUCCGUUCCAAAACCAAAGCGUUCCAAAACCAAGGCACACUUUCCCAUAGAAAGUAAUGCAAAAUGGAUUAAUCUGUUCCAGACUUUUAAAAACAACCCCUAAAACAGCAAUUUAACAUGAAUUUUGCUGUCUAACAAGACCAUCGAUACCUAAAAUGAAAGCAAUAAACAAUGUACUGCAGUCACGCAAUCAAUCAAUCAGUAAUAAUAAUAACAAUAAUAAUAAUAAUAAUAAUACCACCUUUAUUGUCAUUGUACAACCUGCGUAGCUGAACUGGGUUCCACACAGUCAGAAUAACAAACAAAAAAGAGCCACAAAAAGGCAAAAUAAAUAGCAAAAACAUACAGACCUCAGCGUAACACUCAAAACGGAAGUGUGGCACUCAAAUCAGAAGCAUAACACUCAAACAGAGCAGGUUCAGCUUCCGGAAAAAAUUCGCAAACCAGAACACUUACUUCUGGGUUUGCAGUGUUUGAGUUCCAAGUUGUUUGAGUACCAAGAUGUUUGAGAACCAAGGUACCACUGUAUUGUACUACUCUUUGAGUAACAGGGAUGGGCCUUCCCUAUGGCCUUUCAGAUGUUCCAGACUACAAAUUCCCUCAUAUUGCCCCAGGGCCGUUGGCAGUUGGAGCCCAACAACAAGGUCAGUGGUGGGGGACGAUGACAAGUACCUGCAUUCUGAAGUAAAAGCUUACCAAGGACUUAAGAACAGGCAUGUUGGGCCACAACAGUUGGCUGGUCAAUCUAGCUUGGUAGCUCGAUGCCACUUGGCUAAAAAAAAAUUAAAAGGUUAGCCACCCCUGCUCAUGCUAUUUUCUAAUCAAUUUGCUCUGAAAAUAACCAUCUUUUUUCUUCUCUCUUUCCUGCUGCUCUUCCUUCCCAAACAAGGCUCACGUUUAUUGUGAGGGAGACGACGUUUACGAUGUGAUGUUGAAUCAGGUGAGUGGGCUUGUAGGCUACUUUUCACCUGCAUUUUAGUGGAUAGUUAAACUAGAUGCCUGUAUAGCGCAGGGUGAUGGAAGCAAACGGGGAGACUCAUGAUCAAAUCCCCACUUAGCCACAAACCUUGAGCCAAUCUCUCUGCCUAACCUACCAUUGCAGGGUUGGUGUGAAGAUUAAACAGUCCCGGGGAGGGGAGGUAUAUAUACUUUGCUUGGGAAGGGGGGGCAUCACUUGCUCACGAGGAGAUACUUUUCUCAAAUUGCACAACAGCCCAGAUCCGGAGCUUUGGGAGCUCUGGAGUUAUUUGAGACCAGAAAGUGGCUCCACCUCUUCCUCUGACAGCCGCAAGUGUUCUUCAGCAGAUUCCCAACUGAGGGUCCCUCAGCUGUGGCUCUAGGGGACCCUGCUUGCUCCUCAAGUUCCUCAAUCUGUAGAGUAUCUGGUUUGUUCUCCAAGGACCCCGUACCAGGUCAGGGCUAGGCAUGACUAUAACAUAUGCACCAGAUGAACUUUUCCAGGGAGGGGUAUUCAAUAAAUGUGCUGCUGCCGCCACUGAUCUGUUCUCACUGUCUUCCUUCUCCUUGGUUCCUCCCAGACAAACCUCCAGUUCAACAACAACAAAUACUACCUAAUCCAGUUGUUGGAGGAUGACAGAGCCCGGAACUACAGCGUCUGGAUGCGUUGGGGGCGUGGUGAGUCUGGACAGGGAACUUGGGGGCGAUCGUAUGACACAGUCACUGAGGCUGUAUAACAUUUGGAGUUGUAUCCAAAGUUAGUCAUACUCAGAGUAGCCCCAUGGAAAUCAAUAGACAUGGCUCGCCUACUUGCGUUGAUUUCAAAGGGUCUGCUCAAAGUUGAACCUCUGGUUGCUUAUGAUGGGUUGCAACAAGAUGGGAAAUCUCACUUUCAGGUCUUGUUUGUGAGCUUUGCCCCAGCAAUCUGGUUGACCACUAAUAGAGACAGAGCAUUGGAUUGGCGCCGUAUAGCAAAGCAGUUCUCAUCUGCUUCCCCCAUUCCAAAGUGUGUGGUUGUGGCUCUGUAGAAACCACCCCUUGGAGCCACGGCUCUUGGACUUUCUUCUCAGCUCCAGAAAGCAACACGUCGUCUCUUCCACUGUCCCACACUCUGCAAUGUUUUCCCCCCCUCUUAGCCUUCCCCCAUUCUCUCUUUCUCUCUUUCCUUCUCAGUUGGCAAGCUGGGUCAGCACUCACUUGUGAGUUGUGCUGGAGAUUUAGCUAAAGCCAAAGACAUCUUCACCAAAAAGUGAGUCACAUUGGGAAUUUUGGAGGUAUUUCCCCAUCCCAUCCAAUGCCUGCCCUCCUUGAACUGGUCUCACGUCUUCUUUCCACUACCUCUUUUAGGUUUUUGGACAAAACCAAGAAUGAGUGGACCAAGCGUUGCAGCUUCCAGAAGGUUCCGGGCAAAUAUGAUAUUCUCCACCUGGACUAUGAAGCCAAUGAUGCAGUGAGACUGCAGGGAGGGAGGGAAAGAGCAGGGAGGGGAGGUCUUGUGGCUGAAGGACGCUCUGCCUCAUAAUCUUUUGCUUUACAUUCUUUCCAGAAUGAGGAGAAAGCUGCCUCGCAGAAGACAGCCUCGUGCCCCAAGCCUGUGUCACAGCUGGACCCACGAGUUCAGGCCUUGGUGGAGCUGAUUUGCAGCAUCCGCACCAUGGAGGAAAUGGUGGUGGAGAUGAAGUAUGACACCAAGAAGGCUCCUCUAGGCAAGUGGCCCUAAUUUGUCACUUUUAUAUCUAACUUAGUUCAGGAGCUCUAAAGAGAGAAGAGCGGCAAAGAGGAAAUCUUUUAAUACAGAAAUCUGGAAACCACUAGAGGGGAGAGUGUUAUUGUGUUCAAAUCCAGCUUGCAGGUUUCCCACAGGCAUCUGGUUGACUACUGGGUAUUGGAUGGGCCAUUGGCCUGAUCCAGCAGGCUCUUGGAGAGCCAGUGUGGUGUAGUGGUUAAGAGCGGUAGUCUCGUAAUCUGGGGAACUGGGUUUGUGUCUCCGCUCCUCCACAUGCAGCUGCUGGGUGACCUUGGGCCAGUCACACUUCUUUGAAGUCUCUCAGCCCCACUCACCUCACAGAGUGUUUGUUGUGGGGGAGGAAGGGAAAGGAGAAUGUUAGCCGCUUUGAGACUCCUGAAGGGGAGUGAAAGGCGGGAUAUCAAAUCCAAACUCUUCUUCUUCUGCUUCUUCUUGUGUUCUUACAUUUGGAGUGAAAUCUGGAAACAAAUGACAAACUAUAUAAUAAAACCCUAAGGAUGUCGCCACGCUGCAGUUCUCAUGGCCGCCAGUAGACUUUUGCCCUUUCUUUCUCCUUCCCACACAAUAGUGGCAGCGGCAAAGUGUAAAGGGAGGGGUGAAUAGUUGUGGUUUGGGCAAAGGGGGUCAUGUAGGUGAGUGGCGUGUGCAGGGGUAGGAGAUGCUAGUAGCAGUUGUUUUAAUUCCACUGCUCUACACCAUUGGGAGGAUUGUUGCUUUCCAUUUAAUUUCAAAUGGGCUGCAUGCUUGGGCAAAUUAAGCAUAAAGCCCAGUAACUUUUGGGGGGCAGACAGAAACACCUUGGGCUGAGUUCCUUUCUCUCCCAUGUCCCCUCCAGGAAAGCUGACGGCUGAACAGAUCAGCGCAGGGUACCAAUCGCUGCGAAAGGUAGAAGCAUGUCUCAAGCGGAAGCAGACCGGCCGUGCCCUGGUGGAGGCCUGCAAUGAAUUCUACACGCGGAUUCCCCAUGAUUUCGGGUUAGUGCUGCCGGGCCAGGGGCAACCCUCCUUACCUUGGGCUCCCAGUGGCUCAGGGAUGGGACUCUGUUGUCUCUCUAUACUCAAAACUCCGUACAGCAUUGUACAUCUCCUCCCACAAAUAUUUGGUGCUUCUCAACCCACUUCCCAAGACAUUCGUGAUCAGGCAAUAUAUGCCUCCCCCCACCCACCUUCCUGCCACGGUGUGGAUGCAGAAGGACCAAUCGCCUCAUCCUCCAGGCUCUUUUCAUGUUGUCAACGACAACAGUCCUCUGCGUGCUUUACAUAGGCACAUAAGAAAAUAUUGAUCAAAUCAAGCAUUAGAAACUAGAAUAACGUGUACCAAAAUAUAGAUAAACUCAACAAUUUUAAACCAAGUAUAUAAACCAAGGGACGCGGGUGGUGCUGUCGGUUUAACCGCAGAGCCUAGGACUUGCCAAUCAGAAGGUCGGCGGUUUGAAUCCCCGUGACAGGGUGAGCUCCCGUUGCUCGGUCCCUGCUCCUGCCAACCUAGCAGUUUGAAAGCAUGAAGUGCAAGUAGAUAAAUAGGUACCGCUCCGGCGGGAAGGUAAACGGGGUUUCUGUGUGCUGCUCUGGUUCGCCAGAAGCGGCUUACUCAUGCUGGCCACAUGACCCGGAAGCUGUACGCCGUCUCCCUCGGCCAGUAAAGCGAGAUGAGCACCGCAACCCCAGAGUUGGUCACGACUGGACCUAAUGGUCAGGGGUCCCUUUGCCUUUACCUAUAUAUGGUAAAAUUCCCAGCGUGGAUAGGCAUUCCUUAAAGUUUGUAGCAGCUGUUGAAAACAUCAACAGUGAAGGUACCUGCCUAAUAUUUCAUAACAGGGGAGUUGCAGAGAGCAGUUGCUGCCGCAUGAAAGGACCAGUUCUUUGCAAGUGCAGAACAGUGUUUAUGGAGUGCAAAACCCAAUGCAUGUAUAUACCCCUCCCCGUCAUUUCUGCAACCUUUCCUGAAGUCUGUGUCCCCACCCCGAUCUCUUCUUGCAGACUGAGGACCCCUCCACUGAUCAGCACAGAAAAGGAGCUGCAAGAGAAGGCCCAACUGCUGGAGGUAAGAGCGCUCGAAUGCGAACACACAACUGAAGUGGGGGGAGUGAAUGGGAUGCCCCGAGUAUCUGGCCAGCAGAAUGCCAAGAUCAUGCUAGGAAAGGGAAUUUCAUUUUUUUUAAAAAAAAAAAAUUAGAGCAAAGAAGAGCAGCAAUAACAAAAUAACCCAUAAGAUAUAAUUAAGGCUAUGACAUAACAUAUUCUUUCUUUGUUCUUCAUUCUUCUUUAAUUUACUAAUAAUCUCAAUAAAAUUGUAAAUAUAUCUUUUUAAAGGAAAUUGAAUUUCCUCCCCAUGCAAAUUUGGAGCAAUAAGUGACUGGGCCUCAAGGCUCCAAACUCCCCUCAUUCCAGAUGGGGGGUGGGAGAAGGAACUGGUUGAGACUAUCCCAAUCAAUCAAUAAACAGACAGACAGAAGAUGCCCACCAUGGAUGGAUCAAUUUGGGUAGUGCUGGUGGUCCUGCUGUCCUGUGAAAACGCUCCUGCCACUCCCGCCUGCUUUUCUUUUGCCCCUCAAGGCUCUUGGCGAGAUCCGUGCUGCCAUUAAACUGGUGCGGUCAGAGCAGCUGGACAAGGAGCACCCGCUGGACCGGAACUAUCGCGGCCUCAGCUGUGAGAUUCGACCUUUGGAGAGGGAUAGCCCUGACUUCCCAGUAUGUGGGGGACAGGGACUGGGCCGGGGGGCGGGGGAGAGUCCCAGGAAAACUCUGCCCAUGCUUUAAAAAAAUUAAAAUAUUUGGGGAGUUGUUGCUUCUCCUCUGAUAGCUCCCUACUCCUUCUACUCCUUCCCAGGUCUUAGAGCGCUACCUGUUGUCCACUCACGCUCCCACGCACCAAGAUUACACCAUGACGCUGCUGGAGGCCUUUGUGCUGAACAAGGAGGGCUUUGAUCCAGACUCGACCUUCCGCUCCGACCUCCCCAACCGGUGAGUGGAAGGAGCCGGGGUGGGGGGAGAGAGAGAGACACCCCACUUGAGCCCGUUUUUAUUUAUUUAUUGCAUUUAUAUAGGCCACCUUUCCCCCAAGAAGCUCAAAAGUGUGGCCUACAUAUCCGUCCUGGAUAGCUCAGUCGGUUAGAGCAUGGUGUUGGUAACGCCAAGGUUGCAGGUUCGAUCCCCGUAUAGGACAGCUGCGUAUUCCUGCAUUGCAGGGGGUUGGACUUAAGAUGACCCUCAGGGUCCCUUCCAACUCUACAGUGCUAUGAUUCUCUUCUCACAACAACAACCCUGCGAGGUAUGUUAGCCUGAGAGUGAGCAACUGGCUCAAGGUCUUGCAGUGAGCUUCGUGACUCGAAUGGGGAUUGGAACCUGGCUCUCAUGAGUCAUAUCAUUCUAGAAUUGUAGAGUUGGAAGGGGACCCCCAAGGCUGAUCUAGUCCAACCCCCAGAAAUCCUAGCCCAGCACUGUAACCUCUAAUCCAGCCUUUCUCAACUUGUGGGUCCCCAGAUGUUGUUGAACUACAACUCCCAUCACCCCUAGCUAGCAAGGCCAGAGCUCAGGGAUGAUGGGAGUUGUAGUCCAACAACAUCUGGGGACCCACAGGUUGAGACACCAUGCUGGCUCUCAGCCUAGAGAUCCCCAUUGUGAUUUGUCUCUCUUCUGGGCUUCUUCCCCUUUCUCAGGACACUGCUGUGGCACGGAUCGCGCCUGGGCAACUGGGCAGGGAUAUUGAGUCGCGGGUUGCGGGUGGCCCCCCCGGAAGCCCCCGUCACUGGCUACAUGGUGAGUCUCCCCACUUUGUCCUCUGCUGAGCUCUUGGCCUGCUGCUCCUGGCUCACCUCAUGGCAGGGCUGACUUACUGACCUUCCUUUCGUUCCCUUCAAGUUUGGGAAAGGAAUCUACUUUGCUGACAUGUCCUCCAAGAGUGCAAACUACUGCUUUGCCACCCGCGAGAAAGACGUCGGCUUGCUGUUGCUGUCGGAGGUGAGAUCUGCAUCCCAUUUUGGGGGGAGGGGGCAAAGAGCGCCUGCACAUGUAGACUACAAUUCCCAUCAGCUCCGGGUUUUAUAUGUAACUGUGUGUUUUUGUAAUAUUUCAUUUUAAGUUGUCUGUUGUUUCUUCAGGGUUUUUUUUUUUUUGGUGUGCGCACUGCUUAGAGGUGUUUUAAUAGGAAGCAGUACCAAAACUAAGUAAUAAAAAAAAAAAUCACAAUUUAUAUGCACACAAAAAAUGGGAAUGAAGGGCAGAUGAAAUUAAUGGACUAUGCAGAAUUAGAUAAAAUGACAGGAAGGAUUCGAAACCUGCAGGAUCAGAGAUUCUCGGAGGACUGGAGUAAAUAUGUGAAUUAUUUGAAAAGCAAUUGUAAUCAGCAGAUUACGCUAGUAGGACUACAAAAAGUUUUGUAAGGAGGUCUAUGCGAAAUAUUGCAGAGAAAAGCAUGAAGAGAAUUAUUAGUGAAGGACUAUUAAAAAUAAUAGCGAAACUAAUGAAAUGCAGAUUAAGUGAUAAAGACUGAAAAAUCUUCAGAUGUGGUGGAUGGAAGUCCAAAACAUUGUAUAAGAUAAGAAAAUAUGUUGUAUGUUUUUUUGAAACUUUAUGUAAAAAUUAAUAAAAGAAAAAAGGGGAAUGAAGGGGACUGUUGUCCAAAAUAACUUACCCCAGCUCUAGCCUUCCCUGGAGUGUAAAUAAGUACAUAAAAGACUUGGGUUGGGGCAGCCCUGUGAUUCAAAUUUGCAGAGUAUAGGCCCAGUUUAGGCUGACUUUCGGAGGGGAAGAGAGACUUUGGCUGGCAGGACUCGUUGCUGAGUUGAGGAGUGACAGCGGGGUGUUAUGGGCUCUGUAGACGGUGGAUGGAUUGAACCCUCUGACUAGCCUUUAGCUUACUGGCAAGAACUGCUGGUUCAGUACAAAUUAGCCAUAGUGGUUAGAGCAUCUGACUAGGACCUGGGAGAGACCAGGAUUCAAAUUGCCACUUGGGCCGAGUCACUGCCUCUCGGCCUAACCUGCCUCACAGGGUUGUCGUGGGGAGUAAGUGAGAUGGGGGAGAACAAUGUCCCCCACUCUGAGCUCUUUGGGAUCCAAAUGCAAGAAUUGAUAACUAAUAUUAAAACAAGUGCCUCUGUGCAGUUAAGAUGGUAGUGAGCUGAGAUGGCACUACCUCAUACAUUGCUUACAGGCUAACUGGACAUAUUACAUUAAAAAACAACACCACCAUUUUAACAUUUAAAAAGCUCAAGGGAAAGGGGGAGAUGUGCCUGGGCCAGACCUGGGGCUCAACCUUGUAAAACCAGUAUCCCCACAACCCAUCACCACCACAUAUUCCUCCUUCCUCUGUUCGCUUCUCAGAUUAGAGGCCAUUUACAGGAGUUCCGCUACAGUGUUUUAAAUAUUCAAGUGAUGUAUGCAUGAGCUGGGGAUGAAGUUCUGUUCUCCUGCCUCUGUAGGUAGCUCUGGGCGAAUGCAACGAACUGUUGGAGGCAAACCCUGAAGCGGAGAAACUGCUGACCAGCAAACAUUGCACCAAAGGGCUUGGCAAGAUGGCGCCAUCCCCGGCCAACAGCAUGACACUGUGAGUUUGGAGUGGGUGGAGGAAGCCUACCUGGCUGAAAAUGCAAAGGCUGUCCUUAAGGCAGCAGAGAGAUUUGUGGACCAGGGCGUUUCCAUGCAUCUCUGAAUAAAUAAAAAAAUUCCUUCCGGUAGCACCUUAGAGACCAACUAAGUUUGCACAUGAAAGCUCAUACCAAUAACGAACUUAGUUGGUCUCUACGGCGCUACCAGAAGGAAUUUUUCUAUUUUGUUUUGACUACGGCAGCCCAACACGGCUACCUACCUGUAACUAGAUCUCUGAUUAAAAACACUCCUGGCGCAGGCAAGGCACAUGGGUGCUUGUGUGCAACAUGAAUUUCUAAACACUGUGUUCUCUUUUUCCUUCCCUGGCAGCCAUGGGGCACUGGUGCCCCUGGGCCCUGCUGCAGAAACCGGGGUGGUGAACCCCAACGGCUACACCCUGAACUACAACGAGUUCAUUGUCUACGACCCACGGCAGGUGCGCAUGAAGUACCUCCUCAAGGUGCGCUUCAAUUUCACCCAGCUCUGGUGA